Molecule: messenger RNA, 2298 nt
Organism: Adineta ricciae
Lineage: Eukaryota; Metazoa; Rotifera; Eurotatoria; Adinetida; Adinetidae
Source: the annotation of a GenBank genome assembly
AUGGCUGACGUUUCAUGGGAUGAAAUUCGUAGUUUACGAGCUGAUUUUCUCAAUUUACAAUUAUCCGAAACGGCCAAUAAACUAUCCGAGCGAAAUUGUGUCGAAUUGAUUGGAUUAUUGGUAAAAGAAGGUUUACUGAAUGUUAUAUAUACUACCGAUGGUAAGGAUAUUAUAACUGAACAGCGACUGAUCCGAGAAAUUCUCGACGAAAUCUAUGCGAAUGGAGGUCGUAUUAAUAUUGUCGAUUUGGCACAGCAUCUUCGCAUUGAUUUAACUUACAUUGAAGGUAAAGUCGGCGACGUCUGUAAAGAAGAUCCGACUUUACAAUUUAUUUUGGGACAAUUUAUUUCUGCCAAUUAUACCAAUCGUUUGGUGGAGGAAAUCAAUGAUAUGCUGGUCGAACGUGGUUUAAUUCCAUUUAGUGACUUGAUCCGUCAAUUUGAUUUGCCGACAGAAUAUUUGAAUUCAAUUGUUACGAACCGAAUUAUUGGCUCGGCAUUAAAUGGUAUUAAGUACGAAUCAGGAACAUUAUAUACCGAAAAUUAUGUUCGUUUACAACAAAAUAUCCUUAUUGGCUAUCUUCAAGCAGCACUUUUACCUGUACGUGUAAAUGAAAUAAUAAAAAAUACUCGUGUUAAUGAAAAUCUUAUCCAAGGUCUGAUCGUCAAUCUAAUUCGUGAGAAUCGAAUCAACGGGACUCUGAUUGGCACAACAAGAGAGAGUUCAAUUUUUAAUCCAAAAGUCUACACCGAUGCUCAAGCGAAAUAUAUUGACUCGUUUUUUACCCAGAAUGGCUAUAUUGAAUAUUCACUUGUACGUAAUCUUGGUGUUACUGAUCCUGAAGGGCAAACAAAGUUAGUGUUAAAAGAUCGUCAACAGACUUUGUAUUUAAUUUCUGGUUGUGUUGAUCUGCCAAAAUUUCUUCCUCAAUUGGAAAUGAAUAUUGAACAAGGAUUAGUUUCGAAUGAAUAUGUGGAUUUGACAACUUUAAUACCGAACAGUUUUACUGAUAACGAUAUUGAAAAGUUAUUAAAAUCUGAAGGAUCAAUCAAAGAAGUGAUCAAGUCAUCAGGUGGCGAACUUCUUUCGAAUACAUUUGUUAUCAGUAAAGAAUUGCAAGACAAAAUCGACAAGAAACUGAAUGAAAUUUGUCAAGAAUACGCAGAGAAGGAAUCAGCUCAUUGUACUCCGCAAUUGUAUGCCGCCGCCCUUCAAGGAAAUAUUGCAUUAGCUUCAUCGUCAUCAUCAGCAACUGCCAAAGGUGCAGUAGCGAAAAAACCUGCCGCAUCCGCUGGCAAACGUAAAGGCGCAUCGAAAGUUUCUGAGGAAACAAGUACAAAUCAAGAAACGAUUCCAUUCGUUGGUAAAGAUGAAAUCAAAUCUCAAAUUCGAUCCAUCAACGAUGAAUUACCUGAUGAAAUUCUCGAUUUACUAACCGAUAAUCUUUAUAGCGUCAAAAGUCGUCAAUAUCUGGAUCAAUUUAUUCAACGCGUGAAGGAAAGUUUUGUCGCGAAAGAAUCUGAGGCAGGUAGUGAUACAACACGGAAGAAUGAAAUAAAAAAUGUACAAGAAUCGAUUAAACAAAUGCAUGCAAACAUUUGUAUAUUUUCACGUGCAAUUGAACAGUUAAUAGCAGAAAACGAAACCGGUCUUGCUGAAACUCUACAGCGACAUUUAAUCCGUUCGCUCUGCUCCGACAUGUGCGAUAACAUCUUACGAGAACUCGAUCCAUCUGCAAAUUCGAAAACAGGACAACUAACUAUCGAAGAACGAAACAAACUCAUACAAAAAAUGUCCGAACCCAAUCGUAGUUUCCUAUCGAAAGUCAAUGAAUCUCUCAACGGCAAAAAUGUUGAGACAACUUUAACUCGACUUGAAGAUGCAGCCAAUGAUCUACUUCAACUAUCAUUGAAACGUCCGAAUAAGAAGAACGAAAAAGAUAUUGCAUUGGAUAUUCGCGAAAAACUCAAAGCGAAGCUAACAGAUGAACAAGAUCCAGCAAUGAUUCUUCAUCUCACCGUGACUUUGAUCUUCUAUGCUGUUACCACGGGCCGAUUUAUUCAUGCUCCAGGUAAAGCUGUGCCAGCAUUGAUCAAAUAUUUAUCGAAAGCACUCCCAACUAAUGUUAAUCAACGUUUACAUGAAAUGCAAGAUUAUGUCAUCCAACAAUCCACAACAGGCGCUGCAGCUGCACCGUUGUCCACCGACAGAAUUGAGUUCAUUAAAAAGUUAGGUUUAAGUGCGAAAGAAAACAUGUCAUUUGCAUCGUUUUCAACGGAUACGGAUGAAGCGCAAUAA